AUGGGUGAAAUCACAUGUAUUUUCCCUGAGGCUGCACACUUGGCACUUACUGCAACAGCAACAGACAGAAAGAUAAAUGACCUGUGUAAAAUCCUGCAAUAUCAACAUCUUAAUGUGGUUUCUGCAAAUCCGGAUAGACCAAACAUUUACCUUCAGGUGGAAAAAAGACUGCCUAACAUACAUAAAUUUGAAAAAUUGGAUCAAAUAAUUGGGCCUAUUACAGAAGACCUAAAGACACAGUUAGCAGGAUUCCCUGUCACAAUUGUUUACAUGGGAAGUUUAGAGGCUUUGAGCUAUUGUUAUUACUACAUUUCCUACCAUCUACAAGAUUUACAAUAUCGAGGUGAAAACAUUCCAGAAAAUAGAAUAUUUGGGCAAUACCACAAAGAUUACACUGAUGACAUGAAACGACAUAUUGUCACAGAGUUAACAAAAGAAAAUCCAACACUUAGACUUGUAUUGGCUACAGUGGCUUUGGGCAUGGGAUUGAAUGCACCCUCCAUUUCACAGAUCAUUCACUGUCGAUCACCAUCAGCACUGGAAAGUUACAUGCAGGAAAUUGGACGUGCUGGUAGGAAUGGUCAGCCAAGCAAAGCCCUUCUCUACUACAACAACAGUGACAUAUCAAAGGCUCGCAAUGAUAUUGAAUGUCUGAUGAUAUGA
Molecule: messenger RNA, 663 nt
Organism: Mizuhopecten yessoensis (Yesso scallop)
Lineage: Eukaryota; Metazoa; Mollusca; Bivalvia; Pectinida; Pectinidae
Product: ATP-dependent DNA helicase RecQ-like
Exons: 1
Coding region: 1-663 (220 amino acids)
Biological process (GO): double-strand break repair via homologous recombination
Cellular component (GO): nucleus; chromosome; cytoplasm
Molecular function (GO): four-way junction helicase activity; 3'-5' DNA helicase activity
Source: RefSeq, a predicted model, not a curated record